Molecule: messenger RNA, 4791 nt
Organism: Capronia coronata CBS 617.96
Lineage: Eukaryota; Fungi; Ascomycota; Eurotiomycetes; Chaetothyriales; Herpotrichiellaceae
Exons: 2
Coding region: 1-4791 (1596 amino acids)
Biological process (GO): ribosome-associated ubiquitin-dependent protein catabolic process; rescue of stalled cytosolic ribosome
Cellular component (GO): RQC complex; cytosol
Molecular function (GO): ribosomal large subunit binding; ubiquitin protein ligase activity; zinc ion binding
Source: RefSeq, a predicted model, not a curated record
AUGAGCAAGAAAUUCAAAUCACAGGCCUCAAGCGCCCGUGCUGCCUCUGCUGCCUUUGGAGCAUCCUCUUUUGGUGUCGGUUCCCUGUCGGGUGGUUUCAGAUCCGCUGUUUCGUCGUUAUCAUAUAUCACGGAGCAACCAGACCUCAGCGGCGUGUCUAAUCCUAAUAUUGUCGUCGCCCUUCGGAAUUUGACCAAGAAAGACAGUACUACAAAAGCAAAAGCGUUGGAAGAAUUGCAAGAGUAUAUCAGCUCCGUUAGCUCGGCUGAACAAAUCGAUCCAGGUCUACUAGAAGCAUGGGUCGGUCUAUAUCCGCGCACCUCCAUCGACAAUAGUCGACGAGUUCGACAACUCGCACAUACUAUCCAAGGCACUCUGACGGCAACCUCCGGCAGACGAAUAGCGCCGCAUUUGUCCAAGGUGAUCGGUUCGUGGCUGUCCGGGGCCUAUGACAGUGACAAGCUGGUAGCGCGGGUAGCGCAAGAGUCGAUUUCGACUGCGUUUACAACCGAGGAUAGGAGAAGGGCAUUGUGGAAAGUCUACAAAGAAGCUCUCAUUGAAUAUGCCGAGGACGCGAUUUUGGUUCAGACUCCUAGUACUCUAAGCGAUGAACGGUCGACGACACCUGACGAUGCCGAGGCGAAGUUUGUCCGAGUUGUCGGGAAUGCCAUCUACAUGCUCUGUCAGGUUCUCAGGAACAACUUUUCGGGGCCCGCUGACGGAAACGCGGCUGCGCUACCUGAGCGCCUCGAACAGAUCGUGACAGACAAGAGGCUUUGGGAAUAUUCAUAUUCCGAAGAUCCAAAUCUGCGCAAAGCCAUAUGUGCUCUUGUUAUUGUUUGUACCGAGACGGUCGACGCAUACCUGGACUGGCCUUCAAUCAGCGCAUGCUUUAUUGGCAAGGCACUUCACAACAGCCAACUCGGAUCGUCACGUCAGCUGUCGGAGGCACUCCUCGCCUUGACGGGACGCCGGCCUGAAAUCUGGACGUCCGACUAUUCGUCGAAAACACCUGCUUCCAAAAGACUGCAUCAAUACCUCAAGAACGGCUCGCAAAGAGGACCAGCGGAUUUCUGGGUCGCAAUUGCCGCACUUCUCAAACGAAUUCCCCUCGAGGUAUGGGCUCCGGAACAUGUCGACCGCAAGGUGGACUUACCCUCCGCCACCAGGUUGAUCGGUGCCUUGCGUGCCGGCAUCACCAGCCCUGAAGAACCCCGCCAAAACCUGCAGACGGCAUGGUUAGCCUACGUCGAGAUAUCCUUUUGGAUCUUGGAUAUGCUCCGCGACGACGACUCGAAGACGAAAUUGAUGAACGAGGAGCUAGUCCCUUUGGUCACUCAGUACAUUGCUCAUGACAUGGCGCAGACCUCCGGGAAACUGCCCGCCUCUUGUGACCUGCGAAUUGCGACGAGCAUACUGGUCAGCGUUCUCCGCCACGGCUUGCAUGAUGUUUUCGAAAGUGCCUGGCUAAGGGUAUGUGAAGAGCUCUCCAAUGCUAUGAAAUUGUCCCUUCCGGAGACCUCCAAGGAUUUUUCAAAGUCUCAGGAUUCUGUUACUGCUCAAGCACAACGUCUAUUUCAAUUGAGAUCCUCUGUCUUGAAAUCGGGUGGUCUUGGUCCUGUUGAGAGCUCAUAUGCAGUACGUGUCUUCCAACAGGGUGACGAAAAACUGCUCGGCGUUGCAACGGAACUUCUAAGGUCUCGGAACGGCAAGCCUUAUUCCGCAGCCUUUGUACUCGAGCGCGUGGUAGUCGAUCCCCAUUCGCCAACGCCCCAAUGGCUGGAAGACUUCUUGACAUCAGAUGCCAUGGCUCUACUCAACAGCCCUUCUGCGGAAUAUAUCAUUACCAUCAUUCUAAAUCGUGGUAAAAAUAUCGAACAAAUUGUCUCGAAUUUGAUACAUUCUGCGGACAGCGGAUAUGCUAUAAGCGCAAUCUCAAGGCUUCUGAGUCAGGUUUCAGAAGAGACACUAUCAAAUAACCCCGAGCUCGAGGCUUUUGUCUUGCACAAGACAUCCUCUGCACUCGAGGAGGAUGCAGUCCAACGAAUGGCCCGAGCAAUUCUGCGGAAUCCAAAGCUUCGGCUUUCGAACUUUUGGGAGAGCUGUUUCAAAUGCAUUCUCGGACGGUUAUCCUCCGACAGAGAUGCAGCCUCCCAACAGGUCACACUCCAUUUCCUCCUUGACCUAUUUAGCGGUCCCGACAGCGCUCUUGCGAUCUCCAACAGCACAGGAGGCGAGUUGCUGUCACGGAGUCUCUUGCUAUCAGACUCACAGAACUCCGAGAUAGCAGAUCUGGCGAAGCUGUUAAUAGAAAAGAUCCGAUCAGCCCCUUCCGGCCAGGACACAGCUGCCUCAACCUCCGCCAAAGUCAUUACGGACCAGCUGUCCGGCACUGGUGUACCGUUGUCUAUUUUCACAUUGAUCGACCUUGCGAAAGACACUUUCAAGAAUACAGCGCCGGACCAAGCCGGGUCGGUGGCGGCGCUCUUGCCAUCCGCCUCUCAGUGGGUCGGCGCCCUUCAAGGUCACAUUUCUGGAAAGCGACCUCGUUCAUUAGUUGUGACCAACCCACUUCACGGCAUCGUAUUUAUGCUUGAGCAGGGAAAUGUCCAACAAUCGACCCAUAAUCUUCGCGAUGCGGACGAGUUUUCUCUUCUGUUUCGACUAGUCCUGUAUGUCACGAGGAUGGCCUCCGACACACACAUCCUUCCUCUCCUACCCGCCGAGCAACUCGGAGUACUUUACUUUCAUUAUCCUUUGGCAUUGCAGCUUGUGAAUGAGAAGCUUACAAUGGAAUCCGCGAACGAUAUUUGGCAGAAUACAAGCAACGAGGUCAUCGAGGAGGCAGCGGACGUGCUUUCUCAAGGAAACUCUCUCGUCCAAAAAUGGAUUCAAGAUGAUGGCUUGAUCAACACCUGGAUCAACGCGAUUCGCUCAACAGCUGAUUUGACGCCAGAGUCGUAUCUGAAAGGUCUAGCAUUCACAGAUAUCGCAUCUCGUUAUGUUGAUGAGUUUGGGCCGAGUCGCAUUACGUCGUCCUUUGAUAUUGAGAUGAAAGAGAUGUACAACGCGCCCGAGGUUACACGUUCCGCAAGCCUCAUAUGUGCUUGCCGUGAUCAGAUCAUUAGCGGUCCGUCAGGUCGCAGACUUCUCAAUGAGCUGAUCGCUAUGGGCACGGAGCUUAAAUCGGAGGGCUCUGUAGCAGGGCUGCGGUCGCUUGUACUACUUGACUUGCUUCUUGACGGCAGGUCAAAAUCUCUGGAAGAGAUCCCGAGCCAACGACUUAUUUUCUUCGUACAGACGUUAACGCGCCUUUUGACGGACAAGUCGGAUGACCUAGGCUAUCAAACAGAAGCGAUGAGACUACUAGAUCCAGUCCUUUCUGCCGUCAAAGAUGUCUAUGGCCCACACUGGGAGCGCAUUCUAACGUGUCUGCUCACACUGUGGCAUGAUGGACACGACUUGGCAGAUAACAUCCCUCUUCUCCAUGCUUCCCUGCGCCUAUACGCGCGUCUCAGAAGUCUCGCUGCGUCGGAUGACUCAAAUGACGAUGUGAGAGAUUCAUGGGAAGCUGCCCAGGCGUCUCUCGAGGAUGGCUUGGUGCGAUGCCUGCAUAUUUUCAAGGACCCGAAAGAGGAAAUGGACCAACCACGCCAGAUAGCUGCGGAAAUGCUACGGAGACAGCUUUUACAUAUUUCUCUCUCACACGACGCGGAAUUGUAUUCCUUCCUAUCGUCCAGAGAGCCCGCAAUUCGAGGUGCCGCAUACGAUCUCCUGCAUCGUUCGAUCCCGGCACAACAGGAGCAGUUUUCAUUGGAGCUUGCCCUCGAACACAGAAUUACUCAUUUGCCCGACGAGCUCCUGUCCCUCUUGUCAAAUACGACAGGGUCCUUGGAACUAGGGCCCGGUUCAAAUCGACAGACGUACUUGCUUCGCUGGCAACUGAUAUUUGAUCACUUCACCAAGGCGUCCUACAAACUUCGGGAGAUGUACACUUCAGACAUCAAAGAGGGCCACGUCCUUCCAAGACUUCUAGAAGUGAUCUGUGAUAUUUGUCGCGUCACCGGCAGUCGUCCUCUGGAUGCUUCAAAGGUCGAUCUUGAAACGUUCGAGCUAGGCCCCGACGACUUGGACGAAAAAGGAGAGCAAAGGCUUUCGAUGCAUUUGUACUAUUGCUGCUUGCUCUACCUUCCGAGUCUGACAAGAGGAUGGUUCCUCGAACAGAAGAACCGUGUGAAAUUACCUCUGGAGAGCUGGACUCAAAAGUUCUUUUCACCGUCCCUGAUUGCAGCCGCGAUUCGCACAGUCACCGAGUGGGUUGCCAACCAACCGGAGGAUGACAGUGAAGCCUCGGUGAAUGCCAAAGCAUCUGUCGGAGGAUCCGAAAUCGUGGCAUCGGUCGCCGUCGAUCCUGAAUCGCCCCCAAUUACUUUGGCUAUCUCAUUACCCGCCACGUAUCCUCUUGACUCACCCAGCGUAUCUUCGCGUACGCGAGUCGGUGUUUCGGAAAAGAAUUGGCAAUCAUGGCUUAGGACUUUCCAGAUCAUCAUAUUUAGUACAGGAAGUAUCAUUGAAGGUCUGAUAGCAUUCCGCCGGAACGUCCAAGGGGCUCUGAAAGGUCAAAGUGAAUGUGCUAUAUGCUACAGUAUCAUCGGUACUGACAUGCAAACACCGAACAAGAGAUGCGGCACUUGUCGAAACACUUUUCAUGGCACAUGCCUGUUCAGAUGGUUCAAAAGCUCCAACAGCUCGAGCUGUCCGCUCUGUCGCAACAAUUUCAACUACGCUUGA